AUGGUUCAUCUCAAGGAGAUUCAUCUUUCGGUAAUCGCUUCCUCAUCCGACGUCGUCUUUAUCUUAAAUCGCCUAUUUACUUUGCUAACAAGUUCUAUCAAACGCUUUAUUCGAGCUACAACCGAUGUUGAUCAAUUCCAAUCACAACUCAAGCUUCAUAGUAAUUGGACAAGCUCACAAUUGAAAGCCAAAUUCGGCCUUUAUCAUCAUACUGUUAAUAAUUUUAAUGCCAAACAUGUUGUUGUCAUUACUUGGACCGAUAUGGUACCUUAUCCUGCCAGCUAUUACGCUGUACAAGGUAAAGAUACAGCUGACGGCUACCAAGAAGCGGAAAAUCAAGCAGAAAAUUUCCCACCUGUUAUUACUGGACCUACUACAUUAAAUGUUACCUUUGGAGAAGUCUACACUACAGCAUUAAGCGUGUCUGAUCCUAAUACUGGCGAUACUGUGACUGUUACUGCAGACAGCGCUCCUCUAGGCGCAUCAUUUAAUCCUACAACUUAUCAAUUUACUUGGAAUGUUAGUACUUACACCAAUAUUAGCAUCCAAAUCGUGGCCAAAGAUUCUAAGAACGCAGCCAGUAUCUACAGUCCUGCACAAAUUAUCAUGUGCUAUUGCGCUAACGGUGGUACUUGUGACUACACUGGAGAAACCAUAGAAGAUGGUAGCGUAUCUCAGGUCCCAUGUAUUUGUUCGGAUGGAUGGACCGGAGAUCAUUGCACUGUCGACUUUGAUAGCUGUGCUAAUUUCCCAUGUUACGAGAAUGUAACUUGUACAGAUAAUGUAGCUCCAUUAACCGGUUAUACAUGCGGCAGUUGCCCACAAGGUUAUACAGGAGAUGGUAUAUUGUGCUCUGAUUUCGAUGAAUGCGCUAGUUCAGCCACAAACAACUGUCAACAAGUCUGUGUCAACACCAUCGGAGGCUAUACCUGCGAUUGUCAAUCUGGUUAUCAAUUAAACGCUGAUGGAAAGACUUGCUUAGAUAUUGAUGAGUGCUUCAAGAACUCACAGAUCUGUGGCCAAAAUUGUACCAAUACCAAUGGCAGUUAUUUUUGUUCGUGUAAUUCUGGAUUUUACCUCAACAGUGAUAAUAAAACCUGCAUAGCGGCAACCUCCUGUAGUAGCAAUAAUAACUGUUCUGAGUCCUGUACUCUUAUCAACGGAAAAGUUCAAUGUGCGUGUAAGAAUGGAUAUGUAUUGCAGCCCGAUGGCGUAAGUUGCAAAGAUCUUGAUGAAUGCGCAGAUCAGACUGAUACAUGUCAAAUGUUAUGUAAUAAUACUCUCGGCGGAUAUCAAUGCAGAUGCUCAAUCGGAUAUUCACUUAACAUAGACGGAAAAACAUGCUCUGAUAUAAAUGAAUGUGGUACAUCCUAUCCUUGUCAUUCCAAUGCCAACUGUCAAAAUACACCUGGAUCUUAUAUAUGUUCAUGCAAUUCCGGUUAUACAGGAAAUGGCAAAACUUGUACCGAAGAGACUGCUUACGAACUUACUAUUACAAUUGAUGCGCCAUUUAAUGCUCUUAUGAACGAUAAAAACAGCACCGCUUAUAAAAAUGAAGUAUCUAAAUUACAUACUGCUAUUUCAUCAGCAUAUCAAAACGAUUCACGAACCUCGAACGAAGUCAAAGUCGUUACUAUUACUAAUCUUACUAAUCUUAGGCUAGGCGGUAUUGUUGUUGACUGUAUCCUUACAGUCUUAAAGAAUUACACUCAAGGAACAGCCUUGUUGAAGAAUAUUAUCCAGACAGGAGCUAUUAGCAGCUAUGUAGUGCAAAGUGUUAAUGUCACUGUAAAUAAUGAUGUAGAACGUAAGCGUUAA
Molecule: messenger RNA, 1818 nt
Organism: Trichoplax adhaerens
Lineage: Eukaryota; Metazoa; Placozoa; Uniplacotomia; Trichoplacea; Trichoplacidae
Exons: 13
Coding region: 1-1818 (605 amino acids)
Cellular component (GO): membrane
Molecular function (GO): calcium ion binding
Source: RefSeq, a predicted model, not a curated record